Gryllus bimaculatus (two-spotted cricket) is the source of this 1254-nucleotide messenger RNA. The record is from the annotation of a GenBank genome assembly. NCBI's taxonomy places the organism in Eukaryota, Metazoa, Arthropoda, Insecta, Orthoptera, Gryllidae.
CUAGGACAUGCCUUUGUGGUCUCUACGCAUGCGUUAACUCGAACUCGAAAGUGUAGCCUGCUUUUCCACCAUGGAGCCAACUAACUGUCGAUGACCGAAAAGUCGAGACACAAUCAAAUCGAUAUUAAAUCGAUAUCAAAUAUAAUUCGUUAUCGAUUAUUGUAAUGUUCUUGAUUGACAUUUAAAAUAAAGGGAGAAAGAAAUAUUUUUCAAGAAAAGUUAAAUCAAAUCCUCCCCAAAAUAUUCCGAAGUUUAUUUCUCCGAUUCUUUUCAUAAAACUUGAUAAUUUAAAAUUUAUGAUAUUUAUGAAAGCGUCAUUAAGUUGUGCGAGGAAACUCGGAGGAACAUUUGAAAGUGCAAAUUCUACUUCGGCCCCGAAGGAGGCUUGAAGUUUGUAUGGUUGACGCAACAUGUACUGAUUAGAGGUUAUGUCUGUUGUAAUCCAGAAAUAUGAUAUGCAUGUGUGGUUGAAAUGUGCGUGUUAACGAACGUAUAACGUACUUCUCGUAUAUUAAGGAGUCAUACAAAUAAAAAAAAAUGCUUUCUCACGUGCAGGCUAGCUACAAUAAUAAUUUGCUGACUAAAGCAUUGGUGACACUAUCACUCUUCUGGCGUCGAAAAAUGAGAAUUUUUCAAAACCAAACUUUGGAUGAUGAAGAAGAGAUGCCUCUUCCUCUAAUUGAGAAACCAUUUACUACAGAGGAUAAUAUUAUUUCCUGGCUUCGUUUAGUAUCUCCAGGUUUCAUAGUGGACCCCAACAAGGUAUCAGUUCUGUAUGAACCUCAGGAGUUCUAUAGCAAACUUUUAAGUUUAAGUCAAUCUGCACAAUCACAAAUUUCCUUGGCAUCUUUAUACCUUGGUUCUGGCACUUUAGAACAAGACUUGGUAAAUACCUUAUGUGACAAUCUGUCCCGUUCCAAAGGACUGUUGUUGACUGUACUACUAGAUUAUAAUCGGGGUUCCCGAGGACCUGUAAGUUCACGUCAAAUUUUGCAUCCCUUAGUGCAAAAAUUUCCAGAACAGUGCCAUGUAGCCUUGUAUCAUACACCUCUCUUGCGUGAACCACUUCGCUCAUGGCUGCCUGGCCGGGCCAAUGAAUUAGUUGGACUUCAACAUAUGAAACUAUAUGCCUUUGAUGAUACUAUCAUUAUUAGCGGCAGCGCCGAGCGGCAGCGGGUCGACGUGGGUGUUCCCGCUGCUGCAGAUGGCGCAGCUGGGCCUGCGCCACGACAGCCGCGUGACGGCGCGCCUGCU